Eutrema salsugineum is the source of this 1280-nucleotide messenger RNA. RefSeq names its product chloroplast envelope quinone oxidoreductase homolog. The record is from RefSeq and is a predicted model, not a curated record. NCBI's taxonomy places the organism in Eukaryota, Viridiplantae, Streptophyta, Magnoliopsida, Brassicales, Brassicaceae. Bases 113 to 1102 code for a protein of 329 amino acids. Gene Ontology annotation, molecular function: oxidoreductase activity. The transcript has 4 exons.
AAACCGACGAAACUCUACAAAUUUUUCGAACUUCUUCCUUCAACUUUUCUCUACGAUCAACAAAUCUACAUUCUCCGGCGUUGUUCGAUUCAGUGAUCGCCGUUGUUUACCAAUGGCCGGAAAACUCAUGCACGCUCUUCAGUACGAGUCUUACGGCGGUGGCGCCGCCGCUUUGAAGCAUGUCCAAGUUCCAGUUCCAUCGCCAAUGAGCAACGAAGUUUUACUAAAACUAGAAGCUACUAGUUUAAACCCUGUUGAUUGGAAAAUUCAAAAAGGAAUGAUCCGGCCGUUUCUGCCCCGCAAGUUCCCCUGUAUUCCUGCUACUGAUGUUGCUGGAGAGGUCAUGGAAGUUGGAUCAGGAGUUAAGAAUUUCAAGGCUGGUGACAAAGUUGUAUCGGUUCUCAGCCAUCUAACCGGAGGUGGACUUGCUGAGUUUGCAGUUGCGAGCGAGAAGCUGACUGUAAGAAGACCCGAAGAAGUAGGACCAGCUGAAGCAGCCUCUUUACCUGUGGCGGGUCUAACAGCACUCCAGGCUCUAACUAAUCCCGCUGGGUUGAAACUGGAUGGUACAGGCCACCAGGCCAACAUCCUGGUCACAGCAGCAUCAGGUGGAGUCGGCCACUAUGCUGUCCAGCUGGCAAAGCUUGGUAAUGCUCAUGUAACCGCCACAUGUGGGGCUCGGAACAUAGACUUUGUAAAAUCUUUAGGAGCGGACGAGGUUCUAGACUACAAGACUCCAGAGGGAGCCGCCCUCAAGAGUCCGUCGGGUAAGAAAUACGACGCUGUGAUCCAUUGCGCAAAUGGAAUACCGUUUUCGACAUUCGAACCAAAUUUAGCCGCAAACGGGAAGGUCAUAGAUAUAACGCCAGGGCCUAGUGCGAUGUGGACUUAUGCUGUUAAGAAAAUAACCAUGUCGAAGAAGCAGUUAGUUCCGCUUUUGUUGAUCCCGAAAGCUGAGAAUUUGGAGUUUAUGGUGAAUCUAGUGAAAGAAGGGAAAGUGAAGACUGUGAUUGACUCGAAGCAUCCUUUGAGCAAAGCAGAGGAAGCUUGGGCCAAAAGUAUCGAUGGUCAUGCUACUGGGAAGAUUAUUGUCCAGCCGUGAUAGCAUUUUGGUUUUGCACGUUGUUCGACUGCUUUUCUAUGAUUCUAUAAUUAUAGUUUGUUUCUCGUUUUUACAUUACUUUCUUUUGUUUUGUUUAAUGUAUACGCAUACUAUCUUACAUUGUCACGAGUUAUCAAUAGACAAGAAAAGCGAAUGUGAAGUAAGUUUUUUUUUGUUA